Crotalus tigris (Tiger rattlesnake) is the source of this 3745-nucleotide messenger RNA. RefSeq names its product membrane primary amine oxidase-like. The record is from RefSeq and is a predicted model, not a curated record. The transcript is spliced from 5 exons. Bases 520 to 2790 code for a protein of 756 amino acids. Gene Ontology annotation, biological process: amine metabolic process. Gene Ontology annotation, cellular component: plasma membrane. Gene Ontology annotation, molecular function: primary methylamine oxidase activity; quinone binding; copper ion binding. Lineage: Eukaryota; Metazoa; Chordata; Lepidosauria; Squamata; Viperidae.
ACUUAAAAAACAGAAGGAGAAAAAAUUGAUAAACAAUUUAGUAGAUGAAAAAGGCUGUUUACAAUUUAAAAAUGAAGAAAUAAAAAAGAUAAUUAAAGAAUACUAUGAGAAACUAUAUGACAAGUAAGAAACCCCAUGGGAGAAAAUGACAGCAUCUAUUCAACCAUACUUCAGUUGGGAGAAAUGAAUUAUGUUAAAUGCUGACAACUCACAACAUGAUUAAAGGCUGGCACAAGAGUAUUCAGAAGUUCUUUGGAUUGCAUUUCUUCAAAACAGAAAAUUGGUGUUUCACUAUAAUUUGCAUAAAGGUCUCCUCCCUUUUAAACAAUGUAUAAUUUCCUGAUACCAGCAGCAGAUUACUGAGUGCAUUGUAAGAGACUGCACACCAAUUUUUUUAAAAAGGAACAAUCUCAUUUGAACUGAACUCAGCAUCUAGUUGGUUUAGAAGUGUCCUGCCAUUGCCUUCUUUUGACUUUUAACUAAUGAAAAAAGGAGUAUCUUGACUAGACGGUUUGUAAAAUGAAUUCGAAAGUAAUUUAUUCUGUCAUAGCAAUAUGCCUCACCAUCAUUAUCAUCUUAGUUUUGGUUUUCCGAAAUAGAGGAGAAAAACCAGUGGGUUGUCAGAGCUCUUCCAGGGGGCAAGAGGAAAGCAGUCAGGAUGCUGCCAGCCAGGUAUUUCAAGAUUUAACUCCAGAAGAGAUGAUGCAAGUAAAAAAGUAUUUACAAUCCAGCCUGGGAGUGAGACUGGUAGAUGCGUCAAAAGCCAAGCCAUCAGACAACUGCAUCUAUUCCAUCACCUUGCAACUGCCCCCCAAAGCAGCAGUGCUACAAUUCCUAGAUUAUCAAGAGGUUAAGCCUGCACGGGAAGCUCUUGUUGUGGUUCAUUUUGGAAAUCAGCCAGUCCCAAAUGUCACUGAAUUUGUAGUAGGUCCUCUUCCAAAGCCAGAGUAUCAUCAAGAUAUUACAUUGCCGAAAUAUGGAAAAAUGUUGCCUUAUUUCCAAAGGAUGCCUUUGAUAAAUGAUGUGGUUAAAAUAUAUAAAAUGUUGCUGCUGAAGGAAUAUUUCAAGGCCCCAAAUUUCAUGAGAAAAGCCCUUAAUUAUCCAGCAAAAAUUUUCAUGUUCAAUUUUGCACUGCCAGGGCUAAAAUCAGGAGAUCGCAAAAUCUGGCUAAAUCACUUACAAUACACUCCUGGCAGCUAUUUGCAUCCAGUUGGAUUAGAGAUCCAAGUGGACAUUAGCAGCCUGGAUCAUUCUCAGUGGAACGUGGUAAACGUAUUUUAUAAUGGGCAAUAUUUUGAGGACAUGAAAGAUAUCGAAAAACAAUUCAACAUGGGAAAGGUUAAAGUAAACAAAGUUAAAACACCCCCCCUUGAUGGGGGAUACUCAUCACUGAAGCAGAGAGUCCCACCACAAGAACCAAGUCCUUUGCAUUAUGAACCUCGUGGACCACGAUAUAGAAUUCAGAAUAACCAUGUUACCUUCAUGGACUGGAGUUUGGCUUUUGGAAUUGAUGUCUACAGAGGACCACGUAUGUUUGAUGUCAGAUUUAGAGGAGAGAGAAUAAUCUAUGAGUUAAGUUUACAAGAUGCAAGUAUUUUCUAUGGCUCCAAUAGUCCUACAAUGAUGUCUAUCAGAUCCAUGGACAUGGUCUUUGGAUUUGGGUCUAGAAUGUUCACACUUACCCAAGGGGUGGAUUGCCCCUACCUGGCUACUUACCUGGAUGUACACACUUUUCUUGAUACUUCAUCCCCUAAGACUCAUAAAAAGGCCAUGUGCAUCUUUGAACAGAAUUCUGAGUUGCCUCUGAGACGUCAUUUUGAAAACAUCCAGUCUCCAUUUUAUGGAGGGUUGUCUGACUCAUGUCUGGUUAUCAGAUUCAUAUCUGCACUUGGCAACUAUAACUAUAUCUGGAACUUUGCUUUUCAUCAAAAUGGAGCUGUUGGUGUCCAUGUUAUUGCCAGUGGAUACAUUCUAACUGCUUUUUACUUUGAUGAUGCUGAAAACUUUGGUAACAGAGUCCAAGAGUGGGCAUCAGGAUCAAUUCACACCCACAAUAUUAAUUUCAAACUGGAUAUGGACAUUGGUGGUGUGGGCAAUAUGCUGGUUGGCAAUGACAUGACCUUUGAGACACUGCAGGCCCCUUGGAGCCCAGAACAUAAGAUCUAUCGAAUGAAGAAGGUGAGCAAAGUUUUCAAUACUGAGAACCAAGCUGCAUUCCGCCUCCAUGAUGCCAUGCCCAAGUACAUUUAUUUUGCUGCCAAUGACAGCAGCAAUAAGUGGGGCCAUGAAAAAGGCUACCGGAUUCAGAUAGUCAGCUUUUCUGGAGACCAUCUAUCAGAAUCUGAUCCAUUGGAGUCAGCCUUCAGUUGGGGCAGGUACAAGUUAGCUGUCACAAAGCGGAAGGAGGAGGAGCCGACCAGUAACAGUGUCUACAGCCAAAUGGAUCCAUGGGAUCCUCCUGUUGCCUUUUCUGACUUCAUAAACAAUGAGACCAUUGUCAAUGAGGAUCUGGUUGCCUGGAUCAAUGCUGGCUUUUUGCAUAUUCCACAUGCUGAAGAUGUGCCCAACACUGCAACCCUUGGGAAUGUGGUUGGUUUCUUCUUGAAACCAUACAAUUAUUUUGAUGAUGACCCUUCCAUGUUUUCUCCAGACAGUGUUUACUUCAACAGCCUGCAGGACCCCCUUUCCUGUGAGGUCAACCAACUUGCAUGUCUGGCAAAAAUAGCUUCAUGUUUGCCCACUUUCCCCUCUUUCACUUAUGAGGGCUUUAAAAACUUAACAACUUUCUAAUAUCUUCUAGUUUUUGAUAGAUGGAUGCAGGAAAGGUCAAUUGGAAACUAAUGUAACAUAUAUAAGACAAGCAGCUUCUAAUCCUGAAGAGUAUCUUAUGGUGUCUUAGAAACAUGACUCUAAUGUUGUACUUGCAAUGUUGUAUGCAUUUAUGAGUUUUUCUGAAUACAUUUCUAUAAAAAAACCCUGUGAAUAUAUAACAAUAUGCUGACUCUGUAAACUGCUUAGAGAGGGCUGUAAACUUUGUGAAGCGGUAUGUAAGUCUAAGGACUAUUGCUAAGUACUGUAACUUUCCAAAGUGUUGAGAGCCAGAACUGUCAGAAAUAAGGAAAAGAUACCAUUGUCAAAUCAGACUUCUGGCAACUGGAUCCCUACAAUUUUCUUAAUAUGUUCAUGAAAGUGAUUUCCUAUUGCCACUCAUGGAAUAUCCUUUUCUUUUUUAUAACUUCCCAGUCUAGCCUACAAUCCAGGAAUCCCCAGUCUGUUUCCCCUUAUUUUUAUUAAUCAGGGCCAAUCUUGUUUAGCUUCAGCCAGGAGCUGAUUUUGUCAGAAUUAAUAUAUUUUCAAGACUAAUUUCUAACUCAAAUAUAAACAUGCCAUAUGAAGAUGCCUGCUUGCUCUUUUGGAACUAUCUGGGACUGCCUAUGAAGCAAAAGCUGAAGUCUAACAUUGAAAGAGAGCAUAAACCAUAAACCGGAUUUCUUCUCUGCUUUAUCUUUUCUGUGAGUGAUGUUCCUUCUAAGUUGAAUUCUGGAUCACGGUGUAGGCAUGUUCCUCUGCAUAGGUAUACAGACUCUUCUCAUGAUACAUCUGCAGAAAUCUCAUUUUACAGAGAAUUUAUUAUUCUUCCUUGCUGCAUUGUGAACUUCCCACUAUGCAGAAAUCAAUUUUCUUAAAAGAGCGAACUAAUAUUUGUAUUGGGGAAUCCCAAGCUCCAUUUUUUGAAGGAAGAACU